Molecule: messenger RNA, 965 nt
Organism: Polychytrium aggregatum
Lineage: Eukaryota; Fungi; Chytridiomycota; Chytridiomycetes; Polychytriales
Exons: 1
Source: RefSeq, a predicted model, not a curated record
AUUUUUUUACCCCCUCUGGGACAUGGCGCGAGUCUGUUAUCGAGAAAUAUCAAAUCCAAAGGCGAUAUCAUCAAAUCCACGUAUCUUCUGCUGUGUCCUGCGCAUCGGCUCCUUCGAGGCUUUGUCCCCAAACAUGUCGCCAUCGACGGCCCCGUCCUCCAUGGGCCCCUUCUGUCUGUGGCUCCGGCCGAUUCGCCCCUCGUCCCAUGCAUGCUUAUCGCCGACGUCGCCCCCGCCCUGCCAGGACUUGCCAUCCGUCGACGCCGUCAUCAUGCACCAUGCAUGGUGUUGGGCGUGCUUGUCAUGUUGAGCAUCGUGGCGGCAGUGUCCCUCCUAUCCCGCCAUCGAGGGCAAAUUUGCCAUGGCCCUCUCCCGUAUCGGCCCGCCGUCGCCCUCGGGACGAACACUGAUGGCGGCGGGCUCGGCGCGCAUAAAAGCCGCCGGGUCGCCGCCGUCGGUCAUGAACCUCAUCCCGCUCCGACUGCUUCGAUCUCCUCAGCCCCAGCCUCCACCAGCACUCGCUGUCUCUGCCUCUGCUUCCCCUCCCAAGAGCCCAAGCCCAGUCCCCUCCCGAAUCCAAAGCCAUGAAGUCCAUCCUCGCCAUCGUUGUUAGCGCCGUCCUCGUCUCGCUGGCUGCUGCCUUCUCCAUCCAGGCUCCCGCCCAGGGCAGCACCAUCCAGGCCGGCUCCACCGUCACCAUCACCUACGGAGUCACCAACGCUCUGUCUUCCGGCACGGCCUUUGUCUACACCUACAUCGAGCCCAACCACAUCGAGCUCCCCCAGUGCAACAGCGCUCGCCCCUACACCGGCGGCUUGACCGUGAACUGCCAGUUUGUUGUGCCCCAGUACACCUUCCCGAACAACUCUCAGAUCGCCAUCGUCUUUGAGGAUGUCAACUCCUAUGGCGUGCCCAAGUACAUCCUCUCGGACUACUACAGCCUGCAGCUCCAGGUCGUCAACUAA